Molecule: messenger RNA, 869 nt
Organism: Terrapene triunguis (Three-toed box turtle)
Lineage: Eukaryota; Metazoa; Chordata; Testudines; Emydidae
Product: CGG triplet repeat-binding protein 1-like
Exons: 2
Coding region: 1-507 (168 amino acids)
Biological process (GO): regulation of transcription by RNA polymerase II
Cellular component (GO): nucleus
Molecular function (GO): double-stranded DNA binding
Source: RefSeq, a predicted model, not a curated record
AUGUCAGGACAGUCAGAACCAAGCACUUCCCAAAGUAGCCAGCCAUGCCCAGAUGUAGUUACUAAAGGGCAAAGGGAUAUUUGCUCUUUUGCACAAUGUGAACCGUCUUCACAUCAUGCAUCAAAAACAGCUACAGCAGCUUCUCGUGCUCAAGAAUUUCCUACAAAACUGCAUGUGGAUGGGGACAAAUUAUUUUGCACAUCCUGCAAUGUUGUUCUCAAUCAUGACCGAUGGUCUGUAAUUGUGGAUCAUUUUGCAUCAAAAAAUCACAAACUGAAGGAAGGUGCGGCUCAAGAGGAAGGCAGAAACAAACACCUGAAAAUCAUUACAAGUACACUGAAAAACAAAACACAGGCGGAGAAAGAAUGUGUGGAGAUUUGUACAGCAUGGGCGAAGACACUAGCAGAUGCCAACAUCCCCUUGUCAAAGAUAGAUCACCCCCUUGUGAGAGAAUUUCUUGACAGCAGGUCUGGAAUGGUGGUGCCAUUCCUGGUAGGACACAACUGACUGAGACAUACUUACCUGAUGUGUACCUCAAAGAAAAGGAAAACUUAAAACUGAAGCUUAAAGACAAGAAAAUCACUGUUAUCUUUGAUGCAUGUUGUGAUGAUGAGACAAGAUCAGUUAAUUAGAACCUGAUUGCAGUGGGCAUGUUAACUUUUUUGUUAAGUUUUUCACUGUACGAUUUGAUCCUUUCUGACAGAAGGAAAGUGAGAAAAACUUGAAGGCUCUUUGUUUUCUGUACUGUAAUUUAAAUGAAAAUACUGAAUUUAUACUGAAAUGCAGGACGAUUAGCAAAAAUUUAAGACUUUCAUGUGUGAAAGUCUGAGCAAUUUAAAAUGACAUUCUACUUUAUUUUGCUGUUUGGU